This is a messenger RNA of Cadophora gregata, 5195 nucleotides long. RefSeq lists its product as uncharacterized. The record is from RefSeq and is a predicted model, not a curated record. The transcript has a single exon. Bases 707 to 3229 code for a protein of 840 amino acids. Lineage: Eukaryota; Fungi; Ascomycota; Leotiomycetes; Helotiales; Ploettnerulaceae.
GCCGCCAACCUCAAGACGGGCGUCGAGGGCAUCCCUCAUCCCUCAUCCCUCCCUUUGCAUCAGGCGUGCAUUUACUUCUUCUUACCUACUACGAGUACUGUACUUACUGCACCACUGCAAAGCUCCGCUCUGCUCUCCUCUCCUCUCUUCCUGAUUCUCUGCAAACCCACUCCUUGUACACAUCAGCUUGCCUCACCGUCACUGUCCUCCCCACUGCGACGCAGUAAUCAGCGACCCCUUGCAUUAAGAGCUUCAUAUUCUAUUCACCUCGGGAUUGACUGACUGCUUGACUACACGACUGCACCACCACAUACUUCACCCAGCCGACGUCCCAUUCUUACUCCAUUCCCAGCCUCGAUCUGACGACGAUACAACGCAUAUUUCACCUCGAAUUGCCACCGCACUGACCAUGCAGCGCAUACCGCACGACCUUCUUUAGAAAUCACAUCCCCAUAUUCCGGCCUGCUAAAGAAUUUCCCGCAAGGAAGGCCCUCGCCGGCGUGGAAUAUAUUUCGAAUACAUCCCUGCGCCCCUCUUCACAUACGGGUCCAUGGCCCUCCUCGACACGCACACCGGCUAGGACGACGACUGGGUCAUUGGGUAGUCCGGCAGUCAGGUUGAAGACAAGAAGAACGGCAACCAGGACGACGAAGACCAAGCUGCAGCGCGGCAGCGUCGUGCUACACACAACAACCCGAAUGGAAAGAUGGGCAUGUGGCCAUUCCGGAGGAGAAGCAAUCGCAGAAAGUCUGCAUCUGCGGCGGGUGGGGCAGCAAUUCCUCAGUCGUCCGAGAUGCAUGACGCUGGGGCUCUCCGAGACCCUGGGAAGCAUAAUGCCUCCGAAUUAACCUCUGCGGGUCCAGAAAGGAGAAGGAGCCGGAGAGACACAAAACGUAAGUCCUCGAGGGAGUCCAAGAAGUUACAGCGAGAUCCAGAAAGACGACGCACGUACAGCUUCUCGCCAGGUCGCAAAGACAGCAUCCGAGUGCCUCGAACUCUAGAUCGUCCUCCUGUCCCACCACUACCUGCCAAUAUCAAAGGGGAUGCACGGUCAAACGCAGAUAAACCAGAUCCAGUUGCAGCUGAGAAGAGGCCUCUUAGAGCCAGUACACAACCUCCAGAGGACACCCCGACCUGGCAAAGGAUGCCUACACUACACAAACGAAGCGCUCAGGAGCUGGCUCACAGAAAGUCGAGUAAGAAGCGGAAGGAAGAACAUCAAAGGGAAGCUGAGAUCAAGGCUAUGGUUGCUUUCAUGCCCAGUAGACCUGCAACAGAUUCAACUGCCUCUGGAAGACCAAUGAAGCGUGAGAGCAAGAAAAUGCGUGGGGGACUCAAUAGACAUAUGGAUAACCCGUCCUCUGAUAUAUCUUUACCUCUAGCUGAGUCAUUACGAUCCUCGGUUUCCGCCAACUCCGAUCACCAGCCCUCAUACAUCCUGAAUGCAUUUGAUAUGCUCGCUCCCCGACCUACAAUCAGAUAUGCUGAGAAUCCUCGAUAUGUCCCUGGUGCAAGUGGAUUUGGCUCUGACGGGUCAGAGUCAAGGAGAAGGAGGAUAUCAGAUCGGGUAUCCAUACCAAAGGAGACAUUGAAGGCCAACAAGAGAGUAGAUGACCUUGCAGACGAUUUGAGCGCUGGCGAGUUGCGCGAACUUAUGGAGAGAGAUCAGAAAAGGAGAGAUAGGAAGAAGAUUGCGGAAAGGAUCAAGAUGGAAAGGAGGUUAGCAAGGCGGCAAGAGAAGCAAACGGCAGACGAGGCUACGGCAGCUCGAGAAGGAACCCCCCCACCAGCCAAUAUGGAACGAGGUGUCUUUGGAAGGGAGGUGGUCGGAUUGGGAAUCGGUACCUCGGCGGUAGUCACGUCUAGCAAACGAAAAGGAUCUGUGGGAUCUGAUAAUGGAAGAGGGAAACGGCCUGCUGAAACAUUCAGACAAGAUUCUACUGCCAGCACACAAUCACCAGCAUUUCACCGAAGUGCCAGUCUUGGGACAGAGAACCACACGCCAACUUCGGAAAUACAAGACCCAGUCAUCGAAACGGCCGUUGUGGGAACGGUUGGACGGGCGAAUAUUUCACCCACCUCGUCACCACGAAUGCAAGGUCAUGCUCGCGGCGCAUCUAGUAUAUCCCAGAUGAUGGAUCUUUCUAAGGCAGACCCUCGCCCAUCGGAACCAAUACCAAUUCCUGCUCAAUCAGCAUCAAGGAGAGAUUCUCGGCAAACUCCCACACCACCAAAAGCACACCAGUCUUGGACUUCAUUUUUCAGGAUCCGCGGCGCAAAGAAGCAUCAACAAGAGUCUGCCCCAUCAUCUUUCUCUAAUACAUCACGAGAUUCGAUGCAUAGUGGUGGACAAGCUCAAACAUUUGGAUAUACACCAAUGCGAUCAACAUCUAAUAUUCCCAAAAGAACCAUGUCAAAAUUCCGAGAAGACCUUCCGGAAUUGCCAUUAUCACCACCAGAUUCUAGAGUACAAUCUCCCGAAGCUGAUAUGGUGCCUGUGCCAGACCGACGAAUCGAAGAUCCCCGAACACGAUACGACACGCCUACAAGUGGCUAUAGAUCGAUUGAUGCGAUGCGCUUACGGGAUGAGACGCCUACGAGUGGGCAUCGAACUGUUGAAGAUCCCUCUCCAGAACCUGCCAAUAUUUUGUCACAAUCCUUAGCAUCAAUUGAUUCCGAGGGAUCGUGGCUAUCUGGUAGAAAAGCAGGGUCGAAAAGAGGAUCUGUCCAGACACCACAACACAUCGCCGACAGCUCAAGUCCGUUUGGCAGGAAGGAAUUCUCCGAGUCAGCUGAGGAGCCUGGUAUUGCCGAAGAUGAAUACUUCAGUCGCUUAACCCCUGGUCCCGAAGAACAGCACAAAAUCCGAAGGCAAUCAGCAGGCAACCCAAUGCCUUCUAGCGACGACGAAGAGGGUGGCAGUAUUGCUAGCCCAGCUUCAGAAAAGUCAAAAUGGGGAGCUGUGGGCAGACAUCCCACAGUUGUACAUCGAGAACCAAGAGCCAAGUCAAGAGAAGGACUUCUCAACGACUUUGACGAGGAUACCGCAAGCGAGACUCCUGAUACCCCAGAUUCCCCCAAUCCCGACAAUGGUUUGCAAAGAGCAACCAGCGUUGAUCUGGCCAAGAAGCAUGCACGCCACAUGAGUGCUGGCAGUGCGCGGUUACUGGAUCUGAAGGCUCGACCCUCAGGAGACCACAAGAGGAACAGUUUAGCAGAGGAGGUAUAAUGGCUGACUUGACCAAAUUCUCGAGACUUAACAGGACAUGACAUGACAAAGAUAAGAACAAGCACGACACUCGCUUUUUAUUUCCUUACAAAACGUACACAUCGUCGACUAUCGACAUCAACACUCCUUUAAACAUUUCCUAGGACCGACAAUCAAUUUCAACAAACAUUCACUACAACCUUUCCUUGGACCGAAAUCUUUCGCUUAACUCUUUUCUUUUAUGAGAUCUUCGCUACACUUCGUCUUUGUCAGAUCAUGUCCUAGAAAGCUCCUCGAAAGCACGUUGAUACUCCAUCACCUCUCUGCUACUGACCCCUUGGCCUCUCCCUUGAGAACAAGACAAUAUAGCGCACAAUUGACCGACAAUUUCUAUUCUUAAUUAUGAUUCCCCACCCGCACAUAGACUUUUCAUUUCUGCUCUUUUUUUGCUGUAUUUCGAACGGACGGACGGUCGGUUUGGGGAACGGUUCGGGGGAUCAGGUGGGUGGCUCGGAUCGGGGUUAAUCAAAAGUCAUAUCUCAUACAAUCCUUACUCGGUCAUAAUCACGGCCGUGGUCAGCAGUACGAUUUUCCUUCACGUUAGGAUAAGGACUGGGAAUAGAUGGCUUGCUGGCUGGAUAUGGAUGUGGAUAUGAAUACGGGGCUGGGUAAGGAAGGAAGGCAGGCGAAUCUGUACCGUACCCUUACCGAUCGAUGGGUUUACCUGGACCGUAAUGAGGAGCGAGCGAGCGAGCGAGCAAGCUGCGUGCAUGGUUUAGUUGCUCUGUUGACUUUGUCUGUUUGUUUUUGUACUAAAGUACUUGGGCGCGCUUUAUUCCCAGCGACUGGACUGCUCGGCUGGCUGAAUAUUGGAUGCGAUGUGGAUGUGAUGUGGAUGAGAUGGAAGAUGGAGUAUUUAUUGAUAUGCAAGCAAGGAGCGAGAAUCAAGAUACCUACCUACCUACCUACCUACCUAUCUCUGUAGUUUAUCUGGAGCAGACAAAGAUGACAUGAGAUGUAAUUCACCAACCAACCAACCAACCAACCAACCUUGAGAAUAUUUCCUCCCUAUUUUGUUUUAUUUUAUCUUUUUUUGCUUCUUCUCUUCUAUCCCCACCUCUUUCAUCCUUUCAUCCCUUCCCCCCUCAUUUCCCUUCCUAGAUACUAUCUAUCCCAAACUCAAAUAUCAUAAUAAAGUAUAUAUAUUUUCCUUUUCCUUUUCCUUUUCUUUUUCGUUUCUCUCGGGUUUCUUUGCUUUUUUUUAUUACUUUUCUCUCAGAUAGGUAAGUGGGGUGGGGUGGGUUAAACAUUGUUAUCUGAUCUGUUUCUGGUGUAAGUCAUCAAAAUCCUCCUAUCGAUAAGGUAAGGCGAGGCGAGGCGAGGUGAGGUGAGGUGAGGUGUGGCGCGGCGAUGCAUUGCAUGUCUUGGAUUUUUUGGGGGGUUGGUAAAUUAGGUAUGUAUGUGUGUGUGUAUGUAUGUAUGUUUGUAUGUAUUUAUGUUUCAGUUCCGACCUAGGGAGUAGGACUGGGUUGUUGGUUGGAGUUGUGGAUUUGGGGGUGGAUGGGGAUUUGAGUGCGGGAGAAGGUCGGAAUAAAGAUGGAGAAUGAAAGGAGGGGGGAGGCAAAGAAAAGAAAGGAAAAGGAAAGAAAAGGUAAACGGAAGGUAACAGUGGUAUUUCAACGAGUUUGAGGAAGAGCUAUAGCGAGGUUGUUUUGAUGGGGUUUGGUUAGUAUUUAUAUUCUGAGGUUGUUGAUGAAUUGAUGAAUUCGGCUUCUCUGACCUCAAUCCUUUUCCAACUAAUGUUCAGAUGUAAAAGAGAAGAUUAUUGAGAAGUAUGAGGCGGUGCUAUUGAUAGAUUUGUAGUACUUCUGAAAAUGUACCUGGUGAUAUGACGUGGAAGAGGCUGAGGGGUAUGUGUAGGUAAGCUAGGAAUUGUCAUCUCCUCGGUGUUUCGAGAGGAGGGUGCAGAGAUACACAAAAAUCCAGC